This is a messenger RNA of Besnoitia besnoiti, 1407 nucleotides long. Its product is annotated as TBC domain-containing protein. NCBI's taxonomy places the organism in Eukaryota, Apicomplexa, Conoidasida, Eucoccidiorida, Sarcocystidae. The transcript has 7 exons. Bases 1 to 1407 code for a protein of 468 amino acids. The record is from RefSeq and is a predicted model, not a curated record.
AUGUCUGCGGAGGGAAGACUAGAGGACCGCGGCCAGCUGGCCGUCGGCAGCCGCCCCCCCCAGUGGUCUUCCUCAAAUUUUUCACCUUCCGAUACCUCGCUGAAUUCGCCAGUGGAUGCGCUUUCGGCCUUGGAGCGAGCUCGCCUCACUCAGGUCCGCUCCCACAACGGGGACAGAAGCCGGCCCUUUCGGGCAAACGAGCUUGAAGAGGCCGACGCGGGGGGAAGCUGUGAGCGUGUGGACAUGCUCUCCCAUCUGUUUCCCACCCUCGGGCCGCAGACACUGUUUCCUCCCGACCUUCGAUUGCUGUGUGGCUAUGCGCACGGCUCAACCGAAUCCAGUAAAGCACAGAAUGCAGAGGUUAAAAGUCAGCAGAAAACCGGUGGUAGGGACGGGACAUCCUCGUCGGGACUGGCGACGUCGCCCUGCGGAGACCGAAAGCUCCUCGCCGCGUACAUGACGCACCUGCGGCAGGUCGAGCAGUGGAGGUUUCUAUGCGUGGACAGAGAGGACAUCAAAGAGAAGAAGAAGCGCUUGUUGAAACAGAAAGUGCGAGCCGGAGUGCCGGAUUCUCUGCGAGGCGUCGUGUGGCAGCUGCUGGCACAAGUCCACAAAAUGAAGGAAGAAGCUGGCUACGAACCCGAUAUGUACUACAAGCUGGCGACCUCCAACAUCUGGAGCGCGGACAGCCGGACGAAUCUCGGCCCCAUCAUCGCUAGGGAUAUCAACAGAACUUUUCCAAAGCAUGUUCUGUUCAGAGACAUUCACCAGAAGGGACAGCAGGCAUUGUUCAAUGUGUUGAAAGCAUAUGCAAUUUUCAACCCCGAUGUCGGCUAUUGCCAGGGGAUGGGGUUUUUGGCCGGCAUCCUCCUGAUGUAUAUGACUGAAGAAGAUGCAUUCUACAUGCUCGUUUGCCUGCUUCACAAGUACAACAUGCAGGGUCUCUUCACCCCGGGACUGCCUACCCUGGAGAAGUACUUUUUCCAGUUUCAGAGGCUUUUCCAAAAGCACAUGCCUCGCUUGAGCGUCCAUUUCCGGAAUGAAGGAGUCGAGGCAAGCAUGUACCUCAGUGGCUGGAUGAUGACGCUUUUCGCAUACAACUUUUCGUUCGAUUGUGUGGUCAAGAUUUGGGACGUUUUCCUUAAUGAAGGAGAGAAAGUGCUCUUUCGCACGGCCCUCGCAAUCCUGAAGAUCAAACAAGAGGAACUGUUUACUGCGUCCUUCGAGGCGAUCCUAGAGAAGCUCAAGUCGACGCCGGGGCAGCUCGAUGCAGAUGUGUUACUGAAGACUGCUCUGAGUAUGAAGGUGCAUAACUCAAUGCUAAGAGACCUUGAGAAGGAGUAUUUCGAGCAGAAAGACUGUCAGCCUCCUAGUCAAAAUGGGAACUUGGCUGAUCAGGACGAAUGA